UUGAUUUGAAAAAAUCAGUUGGCUAACGCAUGGACUGCAGUCGCAGGGGCAGCCAAUCCACAAUUGAGGUCGGUCUUUUCCACCGAAUGUAUCUGCAAUUCACGCGCACAAACAACCCGAUUCCGGCCUAAAACAGCGAGAGUCUCCGACCCACAGAUCCGACGGCGCGAGCUCCUUCUCUCCGGUGUGUUUUUGGGUGGUUCGACAUCUUCGGCUCUGACCCACACUCCAAACCGCUCCAAAUCUAAACACCCAUACCUUUUAGGGCUCAUGCGAAGACGAACCCAUUCGAACACGUUACAAGAACCAAACUGGACCCAAGUCUUCUUUAUAUGAAUUAGUGGUUUGGACGGAUCAAUUUGAGUCGGCGUUUGGUUAGAUCUAGUUGGUUAAAUGGAAGAAUCUGAAAAACGAAGGGAGAGACUGAGAGCAAUGCGAAUGGAAGCUGCUCAGGCCGAUGUGGCUAAUUAUGUCGAAACUUCUCUGCCCAGUCAUCUUUCUAAUCCAUUGGUUGAGUCCUCAGGCACCAUGAUAGGGCAAUUAGCUCCAUGUACAGCCCCAAGAUUUGACUAUUACACAAACCCUAUGGCAGCAUUUUCUACUAGCAAGAAGAGAGAGAAGAUUGAGAAUCAACCUGUGUCUGAUAAUUAUGUUCCUUACCACCAUAAUACUUCUUCAGCAACUUAUCUUCCACCAAAUGUUUCAGGAUUGAGAAACCCUGAAAUGUCUCCCUCUUCUACUCAUCAAUUCCAUCAAUAUUCACCUGAUCAGAGAACGUUCUAUGCACGAGGUGUUAGUGGUUCCGGUGGCCAUGGUAGCCCAGCAAUGCCUAGACCUUUUCCCAUGGAUCAAGGAGCUCAUAUGUGGCAUGGACCAAGAAGGCCACUUGUGAACCAGUUCCCUAGCCAUCCACCAAGGAUGAGUUCCCCCAGCCAUGUCUCUGGACAAAUAGGUAACUCUUACACCAAUCCAACUCAAGACAGGGUUAAUACCCAUAGUUCAAGCCCAAGUCCAGGGUAUCAAGGCAGUUUCAGUCCAGGUAGAGGCGGCCAUGGACAUCGUGGCAAUAUGACCCCUAGUCCAAGAUUUGGCUCUGGACGAGGUGCUGGUUCUCAUGGUCGUCAUUCUUUGUCAGAUAAAUCAUCUGGACCGGAACAAUUUUACAAUGCCUCCAUGCUUGAAGAUCCUUGGAAGGUUCUGCAGCCUGGUAUUUGGACGACGAUUCCUUCGUUGAACCCUUCAGAUUCUUGGAUUUCAAAGUUUGGUACAAAGAAAGCAAGAGUUUCAAAUUCUUCUUCUGGCAGGUCAAGCUGUCAACCUAGCCUUGCCGAGUACCUGGCUGCCUCCUUCAAAGAAGCAGUCGAGGAUGCACCAAAUGAGUGAAACUUAUCCUGACAUUUCAUCCUUAUUGUAAUACUCAAACUUGGCAUUCUCAAAAUCCCAGCCUAGUUUUCCUCUAUAGACUGGUUUAAUGUGGUAAAUCUAUAGUUAUUAUUAUGAAAAUUCUCUCUCCGUAUUCAGUUA
Molecule: messenger RNA, 1524 nt
Organism: Benincasa hispida (wax gourd)
Lineage: Eukaryota; Viridiplantae; Streptophyta; Magnoliopsida; Cucurbitales; Cucurbitaceae
Gene: SIC
Product: hydroxyproline-rich glycoprotein family protein
Biological process (GO): miRNA processing; mRNA splicing, via spliceosome
Source: RefSeq, a predicted model, not a curated record